AUUGGCAUUUUCUUAUUAAAAAAAAUGUUUUUGCAAGAUUUUAUUAUUGUAAAAAAUGUCAAACAGCAAUGUUGCCAACAUUACCAUCAAAUAACAUAAAAUCACUGCCAUCAGACUCAAAAAAAAUAAUGGCUAAUGCUUAUGAAAAUUAUUUGAGAAGUGUAAAUGCUAAUAAAAAUUUACAAGAUCGACUUCCUGGGAAGUAUAAGGAAAAGUUAAAUUACCUCAAGCAGCUAAUUCGGGAAUACGUCCACGAAAAUGCGGCUUUAGUUGAUGAAUUAGAAGAAGUACAAACUAAAAUAAUUAUUAGGCAAGAGGAACGUAAAUUUCUUUUGCGUAAAUUGUGUGAAUAUGAACCGCAGGUGGCUGCAGAAGUCCAAAAUUUGGCAAAAGCUGGAUCCAAUCAGACUGCAUGUAUAGACACUAAAAAAGGAAAAAAACGCCCCAAUGUCGACCCCGACAGGAAGUCAAAAUCACGGAAAAACUGCAGAGCACGUAAAAAAAUCGUCCAACCUAUUCCUCUAGAUAAUACAGGACGUCCAAUAUUUCCCAUUGAACUAGGGAAUCUCACCAUACAUUGCUUAGGUGAAGUUGUAUCAGACAGGAUAGAAUUUCAUUCAGAAGAUGUGAUUUAUCCAGUUGGUUUUAUUUCUACUAGAAAUUACGGUAGUUUGGACGACCCCACAGUGAAAUGUAUUUAUAGUUGCAAAAUUUCUGAAGUUAACGGCUUGCCAAGAUUUGAAAUUGAAAUGGAUGACAAUUCGAACCCCAUCAUAGGAGACACUCCUGAUGUGUGUCACUCCCUACUUCUCCAAAAAAUCAACGAUGCUCUCUCCUUAAAUGUGGUGAGCACAAGACCCAGAGGAAACGAUUUCUUUGGUCUUUCCCACCCCACAGUAUUAAACCUUUUGCAAAGCUUCCCUGGAAGUCGCAAAUGCGUGAACUACAAAUGGAACAAGUUUGAAGUAUCGCGAAGUGGGGACAUAUACACUGAAGACAAUGAUGCAGCCCUCAGUUACGAAUAUUUGCAAAGAAGUAUUAAUUUCUGUAAAUAUAAAAUGGCACCUGACAUACUCCAGAAACCAUCAGAUGAGUUUAUAGAUCAUAAGGAGAAAUUGCACGAUUACUUAUUAAAUAAUUAAGUUUAUUUCAAUAAAAUAUCAAGGUAAAAAAUCAA
Tribolium madens (black flour beetle) is the source of this 1177-nucleotide messenger RNA. Its product is annotated as transforming growth factor beta regulator 1. The coding region runs from base 69 to 1142 and encodes 357 amino acids. NCBI's taxonomy places the organism in Eukaryota, Metazoa, Arthropoda, Insecta, Coleoptera, Tenebrionidae. The record is from RefSeq and is a predicted model, not a curated record. Gene Ontology annotation, cellular component: nucleus. Gene Ontology annotation, biological process: regulation of cell cycle. The transcript has 4 exons.